Molecule: messenger RNA, 944 nt
Organism: Eupeodes corollae
Lineage: Eukaryota; Metazoa; Arthropoda; Insecta; Diptera; Syrphidae
Product: protein twisted gastrulation
Exons: 2
Coding region: 1-816 (271 amino acids)
Biological process (GO): regulation of BMP signaling pathway
Source: RefSeq, a predicted model, not a curated record
AUGACGGUUCUUGAUUACAUCCGUCACCUCUUUAGUAAAAAUAGAGAAAAAAAAACAACCGUUAUGAAUUUUUUGUACUCGAUUUUAAUACUUUGUAUCGUUACCUUCCUUGCAACGAAGGUUCAUUCCUGCAAUGAGUUCGUGUGUGGUUCGGUCGUGUCAAAAUGUCUCCUCACCCAAAGUUGUCAAUGCAAAUUGACAGAUUGUUUUUGCUGCAAGGACUGUCUAAACUGUUUGGGAGACUUAUACACCGAGUGUUGCAGCUGUUUGGAAAUGUGUCCCACACAAAAUGCCACCGAGGCAGCCCUGUCACCGAAAUCACAAAUUGGUGAUUUUGACGGAAUAGCAGCAUUAUUUGACACACUGACCGAAUUCGACGAUGAUAAGUGGACAAUUUAUCGGUUUCCCAUGAAGGCGGGCUUAAAGAAACAUUUCGAUGAGACAAGCCGAUUGAGAGACGAUAUUGAUUUGGAAGCCAUGCAGAUGAAGGCAUCAUCAGUCAAGGCUUCAGUUCCAGUUCCAGUUGUCAAUUGUACGGUGAUAUUUUUGAACACGUGCACAUCGAAUAAAAAAUGCAUGCAAUAUUGUGAGAGCAUGGGAGCGAAUAGCUAUCGAUGGUUUCAUGAUGGCUGUUGUGAGUGCGUCGGAGCUGAAUGCAUAAAUUAUGGCAUCAAUGAGAGUAAAUGCCAAGAGUGUCCAGAACCAAGUCCAGAAGAGGAUUUGAAACCAAAUAUGAGUAUGGAAGCAUUUGAAGAGGAUUACGAAGACGAAGAUAUGUGGGAUUAUGGAGGAGAGGAGGAAUUUAAUUUUAACUAAUCCAACGCAAACGACAACUCAUGUUUGACUUGUGUUUGUUGGUGACUGGUGUUAAGUGAAAAAUGUUAUAGGUUUAUAUGAAUUAGGUAUGUUUGUUUUGAAAACCAGUAAAAAAAAUGUCACUUUAC